Dentiscutata erythropus is the source of this 942-nucleotide messenger RNA. The record is from the annotation of a GenBank genome assembly. Lineage: Eukaryota; Fungi; Glomeromycota; Glomeromycetes; Diversisporales; Gigasporaceae.
AUGGGGUAUAAAAAACGAUUUGUUUUUGAAAAUAUUCCAGAUCUUUCCGGCAAGGUUGCAAUAGUAACUGGAGGAAAUAAUGGUAUAGGAUUCAUAACUGUCAGAGAAUUGGUCCGUAAAAAUGCACAUGUAUUCAUUGCAAACCGUAGUAAAGAAAAAACUGAAUCAGCAAUAGAAUUAAUAAAAAAAGAAAUAAAAAAAGAUACUGUCGAAUUUUUGCAAUUGGACCUAAAGAGUUUAAAUUCUGUUAAAAAAGCUGCUGAAACAUUCUUGGCUAGAAAUUUACCAUUACAUAUCUUAGUUAAUAAUGCUGGUAUUAUGGCAACCCCAUUUGAAACAACUCAAGAUGGUAUUCAAGACCAGUUUGGCGUUAAUCAUAUUGGCCAUUUUCUCUUCACAAUCUUACUACUACCAACUAUAAAAGCUUCAGCACCAUCACGUAUUGUCAAUGUUAGUAGUGUCGCUCAUAAAACCAUACCACCGGCGGGAAUAGAAUUUGACAAGUUGAAUGAUCCAAAUGCUCACAGUACUUAUAUAAGAUAUGGCCAGACGAAACUCGCAAACAUUUUAUUUACCACUGAACUUAAUAAAAGACUUUUGGGAACAAAUGUUUAUUGUAACAGUCUCCAUCCAGGCGUGAUCAAGACAGAUUUAUGGAAUAGUUUAGUUUCUUCUUGGAGUUCUUGGAAGAAACCAUUUUUCCAUAUAGGAACAUUAUUUAUGAUAUCACCUGAAGAUGGCGCGUUAACACAACUUUAUUGUGCUACAAGUCCUGAAAUCGAAGAAAAAAAUCUUCGAGCAAAAUAUUUUGUUCCAUAUGGUGAAUUAGGAGAAACUAAUGCUCAAGCUAAAGAUGAAGAAUUGGCAAAACAAUUAUGGGAAUUUUCAGAAAAAUUUGUUAAAGAGAAGUUAGGUGAUGACAUAUUUAGUACUAUUGGAUAA